CCUCGAACUGUCCAUCAUCUGACGAGCACUCAGCUGGCCCUGUACUAGUUUUUGACAACAACGAGUCUGUUGACAAUGUUCACAUCUUGACUAUUGGUUCUUUAAACUGCCACAAGUCACUCCUACUCUGUUGUCUUUUUAUUUUUGAAGCUGUACAUCAUGGAAACGUCUGCGCCCAAAAGUAAGCUGAAAAAGCUGAGUGAAGACAGUUUGACCAAACAACCGGAGGAAGUGUUUGAUGUUCUCGAGAAACUCGGCGAAGGUUCCUAUGGCAGCGUAUUUAAAGCCAUCCAUAAAGAGUCGGGCCAGGUGGUGGCCAUCAAGCAGGUUCCUGUGGAGUCAGAUUUGCAGGAAAUCAUCAAGGAGAUUUCCAUCAUGCAGCAGUGUGACAGCCCUUACGUAGUGAAAUACUAUGGCAGCUACUUCAAGAACACAGACCUCUGGAUCGUCAUGGAGUACUGUGGAGCGGGUUCUGUCUCUGACAUCAUCAGAUUGCGCAACAAGACGCUGACAGAAGAUGAAAUUGCCACCAUCCUUAAGUCAACACUGAAGGGUCUUGAAUACCUUCACUUCAUGAGGAAGAUCCAUCGAGACAUCAAGGCAGGAAACAUCCUUCUCAACACUGAGGGUCACGCCAAACUGGCAGACUUCGGAGUUGCUGGACAACUAACGGACACCAUGGCUAAGAGGAACACUGUGAUCGGUACUCCAUUCUGGAUGGCUCCAGAGGUGAUCCAGGAGAUCGGCUACAACUGUGUAGCUGACAUCUGGUCCCUGGGCAUCACAUCCAUCGAGAUGGCAGAGGGCAAACCUCCAUACGCCGACAUCCAUCCUAUGAGAGCCAUUUUUAUGAUCCCCACCAACCCUCCUCCAACGUUCAGAAAGCCGGAGCUCUGGUCAGACGAAUUCACAGACUUUGUUAAGAAAUGUUUGGUCAAGAACCCAGAGCAGAGAGCAACCGCCACACAACUGCUACAGCACCCAUUCAUCAGCCAGGCCAAACCAGUUACCAUCCUCAGAGACCUGAUAACUGAAGCCAUGGAGAUGAAAGCCAAGAGGCAGCAGGAGCAGCAGAGAGAGCUGGAGGAGGAGGACGACAACUCUGAGGAAGAGACCGAGGUGGAUUCUCACACCAUGGUGAAGUCGGGCUCAGAGGGCGCCGGGACAAUGCGGGCCACCAGCACGAUGAGCGACGGGGCUCAGACUAUGAUCGAACACGGCAGCACCAUGCUUGAGUCAGAUCUGGGCACUAUGGUUAUCAACAGUGAUGAUGAAGAAGAGGAGGAAGACCAGGGAUCAAUGAGACGGCACGCCACCCCACAGCAGCCGAUACGUCCGUCCUUCAUGGAUUACUUUGACAAGCAGGACUCCAACAAAGCGGCCCAGCAGCAGGAGAACUACAACCACAACCAGCCACAGGAGCAGCCCGGCUACCACAUCCAGUCCAAGAACGUCUUCCCUGACAACUGGAAGGUGCCUCAGGACGGAGACUUUGACUUUCUGAAGAACCUGGACUUUGAGGAGCUGCAGCUGCGCUUGACUGCCUUAGACCCCAUGAUGGAGCGUGAGAUCGAGGAGCUCAGGCAGCGCUACACCGCCAAAAGGCAGCCCAUCCUGGAUGCAAUGGAUGCCAAGAAGAGACGACAACAGAACUUCUGAGAGCUCCUCCUUGUCGCCUUCUCCCCUGCUGUGGAUUUCCCAAAGUCACCAUCACCACAAAGCUUAACUCCCAGUGACUCAGGGGAACUAAGACGACCUUGUUGCUCUUAUCGGACGCCCUCUGCUGUGCUGACUAACUGCCAGCAGGCCUUGAAUGAAGAUAGAUGCUUCCCCUCCUGGGUGACAUUCAUUUGACUCCUGGAAUAUCCUCUGCACAUGUUAAAUUUUCCUCUACAGUUCCCUCAAAUUUAUUUUCCCAUGAGCAAUGCCCGAAAGGAGAACCAAGCCAUGGCAUCUGAAAAUAUCUGAAGAAUUUCCUCUUUUCUCAAUGAAAGCCUGUCUUGUCAUGCAGAGAACACUCAGGAACCAGCAUCAGUGCAUAAGGAAGCCUAUCCACCAGCAGCAGCAGCAGCAGCAGUUCCAGCAGAGGGGCCAAUAAUGCCGUCUUUUUUCCUCAGACUUUUACUUUCUGUGUAAAUAUAAUAUAGAGCCUAGUUUGGAAAUACCUGCAACAAAGCUGUGGAGGUUCGUCCAUGACCAAAGACAAUCGAGAUGACGUUGACGAUGAAGUUGAGAAUGCCUUAAAAUAUUUGAAACCGUGUUUUCAAAAUAAGCAAUGUAAAAAACAAAACAAAAAAAAAAAAAACAGCCAAGUCAUCGGAGCGUUACAUCCAUUUCAUCACGUGGAGACGGGUUGGAUUGUAGAUUGUGGAAAGAUAAAAUGUUUGUCGGAAUGGAAAGAAAUCACGUGGUUGGUGAAGAACGGUUCGUGCAUGUUUUCAAUCAUUUGUGGACCAGGAAAUUCUAAAAUGAUCUCAUCAGUCUUUAUUAUCGUUUUUUGUUUAAUUUUGCCAUUUUCAAGUACUGUGUUCUAGGCUUCAUUAAACAUCCAUCACAGACUUCAUGCAUCUUAGUGCCUCAUAACACACUGAUCCCAGUUCUACGUCGUUCUGAGCACACUCACUCUGUGCUCUGCAUGUUUUUAAAUUCAGAGAUGGCACAGAAAUUCAUUCCCAAGUGUAAAGAAAGACUUCCUAAAUACUGUAUGAUUUCAUCCUUUGAAGCCCUAUUCUCUAUUUUCUUUCAUCGUCCCUCUUUAUGACUGAUUGACUUUCGCCUCCAGUGACCCAGCUUCAACUCUUUUAUAAACCGUUUUAUUGCAGGAGAUUAAAAUGAAGCUGAGAUAAGAAAAAUUAAAGUGACCGACUGAAAUACUGCAGACGAGAGCCGCUGCAUCAGCCACACGUUUAACUUCAGAGUUUCAGAGUUUAUUUGUCGUUGCAUUAAAGUUUCUCUUGCAGCUUGUAUGUGCGCAUUAGCAGCUAUGAGUGCGAAUGCUUUCUAUUUCCUGACAUUUAGAGGCGAUUAGUGAAGAAAUGAAAACUUGCUGUGCUCAUUUAUAAAAUCUAAUAAAUUAAGAAAGUGUAGCUGAGAACCACGGUUUUCGUUAUUAAUUGCUAAAUUCAAGGAACCUUUAUAUUUUGCUUCAUGUUCAUCCUAAAAAAAAUGACUUUUUUCUGGAUUUUCUCCACUCUGAGAUAUCAAAUGGUUAAUUGAAAACCCCUCUACUUGCAAUCUAUUAGUCUAUUUGUCCUCUUUAUAACAGAGGCUGUUCGGGCUUUAAUUGUGCUUUUUGUGUUGAUGAAGGACAUUUUGAUUUCCUUUUCUUUUUUUGCGGUAAUGACGACGUUUUGAAUGAAUUCAUCCUGUCUUAAACUCGUGUCUGCAGGUCGCUGUUACAUAUGAAUGUGGCUCGUUCUUACUGCACAUUAGGUGAUAUUUGAACAUUACGGUGAUAAUUAGAAGACCUGCUGUUACACUAUCUCACUGUCUUACCUGAUGGACAGAAAAUUGGCUCCCAUUUUUGGACACAAAUACAAAUUUCAAUCAUGAUGAUGUCAGCUUUUGAAUGAUCAUUACUGUCUGUUUUCUUAUAUCUUCUUCUAUGUUUCGACCAUUAACAUGUUGACUUUCAUUCCUAGAUUAAGUCUGUACCUCAUCGACAACUUAAAAACAAGCAUUCACACUUUAUUUAUUGAACUUUUUCUUUUGGUGACACUGGUUUAAAUAUGGUAGCUGAUUUGGCUGUUAAUAUUUUUGCCCUCGGUCAUAUCAAUGUGUCUUGAUUUCUCUUUGUGUCUCUUAGACUAUGCAUGUUUAAAAUUCAGUUUGCUAUGUAGUGGAAUGCUAUUGUAUUAACUGCACAGGAAAGAGUACUGUUCAUAUGGAAGAUGGAUUAUUUUUAAUUUAGCUUUUAAAUAUUCGCUCUGCACAAUAAAAACACAUUUUAAAAAAAAGUCAAAUUUGUAAUCUGAAAUAGUUCAGGAUCAUGUACAGUUAUCGGAAAUCAUGUUUUAUUGUUUGUCUUCAUUUCUUUUAUGUUAUUUCCACAUUAUAAAGACUUGAGGGUGUAGAGUGGAAUGUAAGCAUUUAUGUUUGAACCACUUAAUUUAUUAUGUUUUGUUUGUAAUACUUUAUAAAGUUUUGAAAAAUGUGCAAGAAAUAAUAAAAGUUACUUAUAGUUAACCAGAAA
This is a messenger RNA of Acanthochromis polyacanthus (spiny chromis), 4192 nucleotides long. RefSeq names its product serine/threonine kinase 3 (STE20 homolog, yeast) (gene stk3). Gene Ontology annotation, biological process: regulation of MAPK cascade; protein tetramerization; intracellular signal transduction. The transcript is spliced from 11 exons. The coding region runs from base 160 to 1659 and encodes 499 amino acids. NCBI's taxonomy places the organism in Eukaryota, Metazoa, Chordata, Actinopteri, Pomacentridae. Gene Ontology annotation, cellular component: cytoplasm. Gene Ontology annotation, molecular function: ATP binding; protein serine/threonine kinase activity. The record is from RefSeq and is a predicted model, not a curated record.